AUGUCGCAGUGUAUCGUAUCGUGGCAACAACAAAUGAACCUGCACAGGAAAGAGAAAAAUGAAAGGAAAUUUGAAGAAAGUGACGGAGAGGGAGGUCUCGGUAAUCUCAACCGCUUAAUCGUACGUCCUCCUGGGCACAGUGGUAAAGCAAAGCGCGGUCAUCUCUGCUUUGAUGCAGCCUUCGAGUGUGGUAAUCUUGGUCGUGCUGACCACAUUACAGAGCUCGAAUAUGAUCUUUUCGUUAGACCAGAUACCUGUAGACCUCGGUCACGUUUUUGGUUUAAUUUCACUGUAGAGAAUGUGAAACAAGAGCAGCGGGUUAUUUUCAACAUUGUUAAUUUAGGAAAAGAAAACAACCUAUUUAAUGAAAAUAUGACACCGUUAGUGCGAUCGACAUCACGACCAAAAUGGCAACGUAUUCCUCGACGUCUGCUAUUUUACCACCGAUCACUGGUUCAUCGCGGCCGCAAGAUACUCAGUUUAGCCUUUGGAUUUGAUAAAGAGGAAGAUGUAUACCAGAUCGCAGCAGCCGCUCCAUAUUCUUAUUCGAGAUUGCAAAAAUAUCUGGCUGCAUGGGAAAAACGUGCUCUAUCAUUUGCCACAAGAGAAAGUAUUGCGCAGAGCACUCAAAAACGCCGAAUAGAUUUAAUUACUAUAGGUAAUCCGAUUUUAAAAGAAGAAAUUAAGGAAGAACACAACGUGAAAGGAAAAAUUGAUAAAAAAAAACGUGUAGUUCUUAUUUUAGCAAGAGUACAUGGCGGUGAACAACCAGCUUCCUUUAUUUGUCAAGGUGUUUUGGACUACCUAGUAAGUUCUUUAGAAAAAGCGGUAGCAUUACGAAAUGGAAUUGUAAUACAGGUUGUACCAAUGUUAAACCCCGAUGGUGUAUUUUUGGGAAACCAGCGAUCUGACCUUCUUGGUUCGGACCUCAAUCGUUGUUGGAACAGAGCCACAACUUUCGCUCACCCAGCUCUUAUUGCAAUCAAUCAACUAAUACAAAAAAUUAACGCUGAAAAAACGUUGCAAUUGGAUUUCAUCAUUGACAUUCAUGCUGAUGUAAGCCACGAGGGCGUUUUUGUACGUGGAAACUCCUACGAUGAUGUGUACAGAUUUGAAAGGCACGCAGUUCUCCCUAAGUUUUUCGGGAUGCGCAUAGAGGCUUGGAAGCCGGAGUCCUGCUUAUACAAUAUGGACAAUUAUGCCGGAGGGAGUGCGAGGCGGGCAUUACCUACGGGCGCUACUGACGCUUAUUCAUUACUGGCUUCCUUGGGUGGACGGCGAUUGACUCCAACGGGACCUUAUAUACAUUACACUGAAGAUGCUUAUUUUAAAAUAGGAAGAUCACUAGUAAAAGCUCUGUGCGACUACUACAGACAUGUGGGAGUAAUUCCGCCUCGUGAAGGUAUCAACAUAAAGAAGAAGGAAUCUCGGAGGAGGCACAGACGAAAGAGGCCCAUCAAGGAAAAAGAAAGGUCUCCCAGCUCAUCACCUGAGAGGCGAGUGCUUGCGGGGCGCGUGUUAUCGCCUCCUAUACCCGUCACGUCGCCGCCUGCACUGCGCGCGCUGCCUGUACGCAAUGCACGCAACGCGACCCUCAGGGCUAAGCCACGGACGCCUUAUGUUGGAGAUAAUAUUCUACCUAUCAUUACUGGUAGAGCAGUUAGAACUCCAAGGCUCUCCGUGGUAGACUUGAGCGCGUACAUCCGCACGCCGCCGACGGCCGCGCGCGCGCGGGCGAGUGCGCGGCGCUUGCCGGCGCGUGCGCGCGCGCGCCUCACCAGUGACGAGGGCGACACGCAUGGAUCAGAUUCU
This is a messenger RNA of Brenthis ino (lesser marbled fritillary), 1812 nucleotides long. NCBI's taxonomy places the organism in Eukaryota, Metazoa, Arthropoda, Insecta, Lepidoptera, Nymphalidae. The record is from the annotation of a GenBank genome assembly.